Messenger RNA from Acanthaster planci (crown-of-thorns starfish), 1952 nucleotides. It is a transcript of the gene stpg1, whose product is annotated as sperm tail PG-rich repeat containing 1. Gene Ontology annotation, cellular component: male pronucleus; germinal vesicle; female pronucleus. Gene Ontology annotation, biological process: epigenetic programing of male pronucleus. The record is from RefSeq and is a predicted model, not a curated record. Gene Ontology annotation, molecular function: chromatin binding; histone binding. Lineage: Eukaryota; Metazoa; Echinodermata; Asteroidea; Valvatida; Acanthasteridae.
UACGAUAUUGUUCCGCUUCUGCAUUCAUACCGUUUAAUUUACCAACAGAAUAGUUGAUUUCAAGCAUUAAGCUGUCUUUGGUGUGCAAUUAAUAAUUUAGAGAAAGAUUCAACCCCACUCGGUUCUCUUUCACGUUUACGAAUUUUCACUAAAACAAAAUAGUUCACUAGCGCAGUCACAUUAGCAAACAAGGAAGGGCUACAGGGCACAUUAGCAAAAUAAGACGUGUGCCUGUACGGUGCAAUGCUUGCAUGUGCGCUUUAUCAAACUUGGAUCAUAUUCUAGCUUGUAAUUAAUCAUUGUGGUGGAAAUUAAAAUAAUGGCAGAUAGUGUACAGACGUUAGAGCCCGGUUACAGAAGGUCUGUAGGUGGGGAAAAAUCCGGUAGAAUUCACAAAGGGCCAGGCGUUGUAGCAGCUACAUCAUCAAUACCAACCAAGUACCAGACCAUUGUCACACCAAAUACGGAUAAAAGGGGCUUUGGCGGGACCACAAAACGAUUCAACUAUGACCUGAACGUUAAUGAGAAUCCUGGUCCAGGAACCUAUGGCAAUCUCAGAGUGGGAGCUGUCAAGGAUAGCACGUCCUUCUCAAAGAAAGGGAUGGGCGUCGGCUUUGUCUCCAAGGUGCAUCGAAUGCCAAGGCAGAAGGGCACACUCGGCCCAGGGGCAGCUGCCUACAGCCUCCCCAGCUUGCUACGGACCCAGUCAGACUACAACCAGGCACCGGCCUCCAGUUCCUUCCACAAGCCCAUUGCGGUCGCGCAGGACAAGCGCGGGAACCAACCAGCACCAAAUCAAUACAACAUAUCCGACAAUGUGUUACACAAGCACCAUGGUAGCCAAUUCCAAGCGUCAUUCAAGUCGACCUCCAAGAGGGUAGAUUUCCAGGGACACAAGACAUUAGCGCCUGCUCCUUGCCAGUAUACAAUCAGCGACAGUCUCACCAAAACUUCCAGCAAAGUUCCCACCAGUUGCUUCAAAUCGACCUCCAAACGACAAAUGACUGCCAUGCCUGUCAAUAACCCAGGUCCCGGCCACUACAAGCCUCAUGAACCAGUCGAAGAGCCUGCUAACAGGUUACUGAUGCCGAGAAAGCAUUACUUGUGUAUAUCCGCCCCUGCUAUGCCCCUCCCACCUCCCUUACCAGAGCCGGGCCCGGGCAGCUACGAGCUGGUCAACUACAAGGGUCCAUCUAAGCAUUACAUGUCCGGAGCAGUGUUUGUGUCGACGACAAGUCGAUGGACGGGCAACGUCCACAGGACCUUGGAUAACCCGGGACCAGCAACGUACCGACCAGAACCUGUCAAUAAAGGCCAGUCGUUCCUGUACAACGCACAGAAGAAAUGGAUCCUACCAUGAUCCUCCAAAACUCCUGCUUACCCGUCCGACCUCAGUUUUGUGGACUGUCGUAGCUGUCCCCUUGGCAGGAUUUCAAUAUUUAUCGAAGUGUGAAAAGAAGAUAUUCCCAACUUUGUUUCUGGAAAGAUUGAAACAGAACCUCAGAACCCGUAGAGCUGUAAGCUAAGCUAUUCAUACAACACGUCCACAAAUGUACGAGGUCAGCUUAAAGGAAUGGAAAGUUGUUUUUUUUUUACAGUUGUCCAGCUCCGGAAUGAAAACGUUCUCUGAAACUUCACAGUGCAUUUAAGCUCCCCAAAAAUCAAGUUUCAUUUUUUCAGUAAAAAUAUUUUGGAGUGUUUUCUAAAAGUGUAACAAGUCAAGCCUGAUGAUAAAUAGGUUAUGAGUGUUCCAGAUGGGUCCUGAAAUAUUUGAAAUCUUCCUACAAGGAAUUUAAUUGGCACUCACUUUUUAGGGGGUUGUGAAUUGGGAAUAGAAGGUGAACUGUGAUCCGUCCAGAAUCUUUUUUUUAAAUUUUGGUGUAUAAAACUGCUUUUACUGUCAGGAGGAUAAAAAAAAUCUUAAGAUUUUUAGAUACAGGCAUUUUGUUUUC